Messenger RNA from Siniperca chuatsi (mandarin fish), 2584 nucleotides. RefSeq lists its product as uncharacterized. NCBI's taxonomy places the organism in Eukaryota, Metazoa, Chordata, Actinopteri, Centrarchiformes, Sinipercidae. The transcript has 11 exons. The coding region runs from base 264 to 1919 and encodes 551 amino acids. Gene Ontology annotation, molecular function: O-methyltransferase activity; oxidoreductase activity, acting on the CH-OH group of donors, NAD or NADP as acceptor. The record is from RefSeq and is a predicted model, not a curated record.
CCGGAGACCCUGUUUGAUAAUACGCCUGUGGUCCACGUGAGCACUUUCCCCCCCUGCGGGUUAACCCUUAUGUUCUGACGCUCUCCAAAAGGUGAGCACGUGUCACGUGUUGGAUAAUGAACGUUGUGCAAGCUAUCGGCAACUCCCCUUGCUCAACAACUUGCAUAGCUGCAGUGAUAUAACAUAAACUGUACCACCACAGCGGCAGGUAGCCCCACUGUGGCUAACAGCUACCGACGUCGUCACGCCCAUAAACGUUCGCCAUGCCAGCCGAAAAAGUUCCUGACACCCCAGUGGAAGUCCUUGUGGAUCUCCUAACAAAAGCCAAGGAGAUAGCUGCAGCAAGUGGUAAUGUGCCAGAAGACUUGACAAGUCACUUGCAGAAGGCUCUGGCCAUAGCCAGCGGCCUGGAUGACUACCUGGAGAAAAUGACCACACAGGAAAGUGAACCUCUGGCAGAGCUUUAUAAAAAAACGAUUUCCCAUGACUGGGAUCAAGUACACAAGGAGGGCAAAACCAUGUUCCGGCUUCCUAAGGAGUGCAUCACUGGACAUGUUGAAGGCCAGGCCCUGAAGAUGCUGAUCCACAUGAGUCAAGCUAAGAGGGUCCUAGAGAUUGGGAUGUUCACUGGCUACGGUGCACUGUCCAUGGCUGAAGGGCUUCCUGAGGAUGGCUGCUUAAUUGCCUGCGAGUUAGAGCCAUACCUCAAAGACUUUGCACAGCCCAUUUUUGACAAGUCUCCACAUGGCAAGAAGAUUACUGUCAAGACUGGAUCCGCCAUGGACACCCUGAAGGUAUUGGCUGCUGCAGGUGAGCAGUUUGACAUGGUCUUCAUCGAUGCAGACAAGAAUAAUUACAUCAACUACUACAACUUUAUUCUGGACAACAAUCUGCUGAGAUUGCAAGGUGUCAUAUGUGUAGAUAACUCAUUGUUCAAAGCCAAGGUUUAUCUCAAAGACACCACAGAUAAUAACGGACUGGCGCUUAGAGACUUCAACCAGUUUGUCUCUAAUGAUCCGCGUGUGGAGCAGGUCAUUAUCCCUCUUAGAGAUGGCAUCAGUGUUAUCCGCCGGGUAUCUGUGGCCUCUGAGUGCUCAGUGACACAGAGUAAAAUAACAGAUGAUGAAGUUUUCCGUGGGGUCAAGGGGCGCCCCAUCCUCGAUCGGCUGCGUCUUGAUGGAAAGGUGGCCUAUGUGACGGGUGCUGGGCAGGGCAUAGGCCGAGCAUUUGCUCAUGCCCUGGGUGAGGCCGGUGCAAAGGUGGCCGUGGUAGACAUGGACCAAGAUAAAGCUGAGGCAGUGGCUAAAGAGCUCUUUUUUAAAGGUAUCAAUGCCAUUGCGAUCACAGCUGACAUUAGCAAAGCAGAUGAUGUCCAGAGGAUGAUUGACAACAUUGUCUCCAAAUGGGGGACGAUCCACAUCGCCUGUAACAAUGCCGGCAUCAACAUGAACUCAGACAGUGAAGACACCAGUCUAGCAGAGUGGGACCAAACCUUUAACGUUAACCUGAGGGGGACUUUCAUGUGCUGUCAGGCGGCAGGUCGAGUGAUGUUGAAGCAAGGAUAUGGCAAGAUUAUCAACACAGCCUCCAUGGCCAGUCUUAUAGUCCCCCAUCCCCAGAAGCAGCUUUCCUACAACACGUCCAAGGCCGGAGUGGUCAAACUGACUCAGACUCUGGGCACUGAAUGGAUUGACAGAGGAGUGCGUGUCAACUGCAUCUCACCGGGGAUUGUUGACACCCCUCUCAUCCACUCGGAGAGUCUGAGGCCUCUGGUGCAGCGCUGGCUGUCAGAUAUCCCUGCUGGUAGACUGGCUCAAGUGACAGACCUGCAAGCUGCAGUGGUCUACUUGGCAUCUGACGCCUCCGACUACAUGACAGGGCAUAACUUAGUCAUAGAGGGUGGGCAAAGUCUGUGGUAGAGAGGGUAGAUGAAGAGAUGAAAACUUUUUUUCCCCUCUUCACUCUCGUGGGAUUAGUCUCUGAAAUAGGUGGCAUUCACAUUAUCUCCUUUUAACACAUUCACAGCUGUAUAAGUCUAAAUCUUACUGAAUAUCUUUUUUGAGAUCAAUUUAUGGUCAGUUAACAUCUGUUUUAUGGUGUCGCUUUUUGUCCUCAGUGUGUCCUGUUUAGGUUCAGUUUGCUGUCAUGUGUGUUAUAACUGUGGUACACUCACUGUAUGUUGUACGUUGGAUGAAAAACACUGUAUCAUGUUAAAUACUGAAAAAGAGGUAUAACAGGUGCCAGUCUUCUUGUCACACAAUGGAUAGUUGCUAACAUGUCUGAUAAAAUAUCUGUGAAGUCCAAGAAAGUAAAGGAAAACCAUUGCUACUGUAUGCCUUCAAACACGUCCUUUUAGUCACAAUUUCUGCUGUAUGUACUCUUGACUUUAUUUUAUACAUCGAAUGCAAUUUUGAUAAAUGUGACUGUUUGUGUUGUCUCAAAUGCCACUGAAAGAAACUGAUCUAUUUUUAUUGUAUCCAUUGCAAAAGGAAGAGGAUACUUGAAAAGUUUAUUUUUAUAGCACUAUUUGAUACAACUACAGUUCUCGGUGCUUUACAGGAUGAUAAUAAAAGGAAUGACUGAA